AUGGAUGGUCAGAUGAAUGCGGAUAAAAAUGUCGACGGCGAGACGCAGUACUCUACUGAUGAAGUGAAUCGUGUGAUCUUCGGCCAGAGUACUCAGAACACUCAGAGCCAUGUAAAGGAAGACGGGAACGCGAUUUUGAUGCAGACAUUACUCAAACAGAAUGAGUUACUAAUGAGAAUGUUAGCGAUAAAGGAGAAACCGCCAGAGGAGGUAUACGCGCCACCGGACUUGUCAAAAAUACUACCAACGUUUGAUGGUAAGUGUAAGCCCCACGAAGCGGCGGAUUGGUUGAGCACGCUAUGUGGAGUGGCGUCAUUACAUCGUUGGUCGGAUGCACUCAAGUUGGAGGCGGCGAGAGUAAACGUGGAUGGUCCAGCCCGCCAAUGGUAUAUUGGGCGAAGAUUCAAUUCAUGGGCAGAAUUUGAACAGCAGUUUAAAGCAACGUUCUUCAGAAAGGUUAACACGGGCAGUCGAUGGAAGGCAUUGGCAGCGCGGGUGCAAGGUAAAAACGAAAGUAUUCUAGACUACUUCCACGAAAAGGUUCGACUUUGUCGAGAUUUGGAAUUAGAUUUGUUUGAUACCAAGGAACAGUUAUUAGACGGUAUCCAGUCGAAAGAAUUAUUUCAAUAUUUGUUAAGCCGUACUCAUAAUGACGAAAAUGAGUUACUAUUUGACAUUAUGGACUACAUGCGGUUAGUGGAGCACAGAAAUGUUCGAUUUCAAAAUAAAAUAGUUUUGUCCAAUUCAAAUGAGAAGCAGUGGCCCAGAGGAGAAAGUCCUAAGCCCAAAGCGGAAAGUUCGAGUAGGAGUCAGAAGGGUGUUGAGUCAGCAACAAGCCGGAUAUGUUACAACUGUGGAUCCAGAACACACAUUGCACCAAGUUGUCCCAGUCCAGUAAGACCAAAAGGAGCAUGCUACGGUUGCGGUUCAACAGCACAUCAGCGAUCAGCGUGUCCGGAACGUGAUCAGAAAAAUAGGAAUGACACAAAUGAAGAAUCUCGGCGACAGAACGAGCGGCAACAUAGUGGAUCAGCAGGAGAGAUCAGACUGUUAGAGCCAGCAUAUAAUGUAAGGGUAAGUAUAAUAUUAUGUAAGGAGACUGUUACUGUUAAUGCGUUGGUAGAUAGUGGUAGCCCAAUUUCUUUGAUUAAGUCUCAUCUUAUCCGGACUAGUGAACGAAAACCGUUUAAUAAUGAUAUUUUUAUUUCGGGUAUCAACGGGUCUCAAUUGAGUAUUGAAGCUGUUACUGAUGCUACGGUUUUAUUAGUUGAUUAUGAUUUAAAUAAGAAACAAAUAUUUUAUGUGGUAGAUGAUCAGACUAUGUUAUCCGAAUGUUUAUUGGGUAGAGAUUUUAUUAAGGGGAUGAAUAUUUGGUUUGGUGAAGAUGGUAGGAUUAUGGUGAAUUCGAAGCAAGAACAGUGUAAUGGUAAUGACUUCUUGGUUGACUUAGGGUUAAUAGAGUAUGAGUUGGGAGAUGAGGUGGAGUUGAACAUAGGUGAGGUAUCAUUUAGUGAUAGAUGUAAGUUAAAAAAAAUAUAUGAUAACUGUUACUCAAGGGUGUUAAAGCCAGAGACUCCUGAGAUAAACUACGAAGUUAAUAUAAGUUUGAAAGACCACACUCCUUUUCAUUACCAACCUCGAAGAUUAUCAUAUGUAGAGAGGAACGCAGUGAAGGAUAUAAUUUGUGAGUUAUUAGAUAAAGGUAUUAUAAAGGAAAGUAAAUCUGAAUUUUGUUCGCCCAUAGUAUUAGUCAAAAAGAAAGAUAAUACAUAUCGAAUGUGUGCGGAUUUGAGAGAAUUAAAUAAAAGAGUUGUGAAAGAACAUUACCCGAUUCCACAUAUAGAUGAUCUAUUAGAUAAUUUAAGAGGGAAGAUCUUCUUUACAAAGUUAGAUUUAAAGAAUGCCUAUUUCCAUGUGAAAGUAUCGGAACAGUCGUCCAGAUAUCUCUCUUUUUCAACAUUUUUGGGGCAAUAUGAGUAUGUCCGAUUGCCUUUUGGGUACUGCAAUAGUCCCUCAGCAUUCAUGAGAUAUAUUGAAACAGUAUUUAGGGAAUUAAUAAGGUCUGGAAAGUUAUUAGUUUAUUUAGAUGAUUUGUUGAUAGCCACAGAAACUAUAGCAGAAAAUUUGGAAAUAAUAGAAUCGGUAUUAAUAGCAUGUAAUAAUAACUUACUUGAAUUGAGGGAAGAUAAAUGUUUUUUUCUGCAGUCGAGGAUAACAUAUUUGGGUUAUGUGGUGGAUAAGGAUGGAGUGAGACCUGAUCCGGCUAAUGUAGCAGCAGUGACACAAUUCCCAAUACCUAAAUCAAUAGCCAAUGUACACAGCUUUGUAGGACUAGUCAGUUAUUUUAGGAGAUUUAUUGAAAACUUUUCCAUUUUGGCAGCACCACUGUAUGCUCUGUUAAGGAAGGGAGCUCAAUUUAAGUUUGGGGAGAAGGAGUCACAGGCCUUUGAGUUGUUAAAGAAUAAGUUGGUGCAAAUGCCGAUUUUGGCAUUAUAUUCUCCGUCAGCUGAAACCGAGGUGCAUUGUGAUGCUAGUGCAUUGGGUUAUGGAGUGAUCCUAUUACAGAAACAGAAAGACGGUCUAAUGCAUCCAGUAUUUAUAGUAUUUGUUUUCGUUAAUGAAUCGUCCUUCUCAGCAACAUCUAAACUCUCAUCCUCAUGA
Metopolophium dirhodum (rose-grain aphid) is the source of this 2661-nucleotide messenger RNA. RefSeq lists its product as uncharacterized. The transcript has a single exon. Gene Ontology annotation, biological process: proteolysis. The record is from RefSeq and is a predicted model, not a curated record. Gene Ontology annotation, molecular function: nucleic acid binding; zinc ion binding; aspartic-type endopeptidase activity. The coding region runs from base 1 to 2661 and encodes 886 amino acids. NCBI's taxonomy places the organism in Eukaryota, Metazoa, Arthropoda, Insecta, Hemiptera, Aphididae.